This is a messenger RNA of Bactrocera dorsalis (oriental fruit fly), 695 nucleotides long. Its product is annotated as vacuolar ATPase assembly integral membrane protein VMA21 homolog. Gene Ontology annotation, cellular component: endoplasmic reticulum membrane. The record is from RefSeq and is a predicted model, not a curated record. The transcript has 2 exons. Gene Ontology annotation, biological process: vacuolar proton-transporting V-type ATPase complex assembly. Lineage: Eukaryota; Metazoa; Arthropoda; Insecta; Diptera; Tephritidae. Bases 119 to 424 code for a protein of 101 amino acids.
UUUGACAGCUGUAUCAAAAGAAAAAGUUUACAAAAGCAACAUCAAAAACCAUUGGCCGGUGAAAUUUGUUGAAGUUACUACAAAAAGUUUAAUUAAACUAAAUUGUUUAUUAUACAUAAUGGCCAACAAAAAGGGUAACAAUGCGGGCGGACGCACACAGCAACAAAUAAAUGAUUCCAAAGACUACAGUGCAUUCAAAGUGGUGUUCUUCUAUUGUUCGCUAAUCGUGUUCCUGCCUGUCGCAACAUUUUUCCUGCUUAAAUCUACUGUGCUGGAACGCUUUUUCACAAUGUCUGAGGUUACCACCAAUAUUUAUUCGGCGGUUGGCGCAGUUGUAGCCUUACAUUUAGCGCUGGGCUUGUACAUAUAUAAAGCAUAUUUUGGGGGCAGUCAACAUACCGAGUCAUACAAAAAAAUCGACUAAUGACAAAAAAUGUAAGCAUAAUUAAAAGUGAUCAAUCAGAAAAGUAUGGUGUAAGCUACGGAUUCUUCGCCGAAGAACAUGUGACUCAAUUUGGGUAUUACCAUAAGUAUACUUUAAAUGUAAAUGCACAGAUAGACAUUUUUAUAACAAAUACUAUAAGAAUUUUCCUACAUUCAUGUACGCGUGUUUUAAAUUGUUCAAUAUAAAUAAUUUAUUUAAAACUACGUACAAACAUUUAUACAACAUGUUUUAUGCGACCAUAAAUGUAAAA